Molecule: messenger RNA, 995 nt
Organism: Aphanomyces astaci
Lineage: Eukaryota; Oomycota; Saprolegniomycetes; Saprolegniales; Verrucalvaceae
Exons: 6
Coding region: 38-715 (225 amino acids)
Biological process (GO): Golgi vesicle transport
Cellular component (GO): membrane
Source: RefSeq, a predicted model, not a curated record
CCUUGAUCGCAGUACUGACGACGACAGCGAUUGAAGCAUGCAGACAUCGUUGGUUGGAAGUAGCGUCGGCGGAGGAGGUGCAUCAGCUAGUGGAGAUCCAUACUACGUAUUCAAGGAGGAGCUGGAGACCAAGGUGUCGUCGAUCCAUCACACGCACAAGCGGUGGAAACUACUAUGGAACGACGUCGGUGGCUCGCCGACAAACAAGUUCCCCAAAACCACCGAGGACUUGAAGAAAGAAGUGGCGUCGGCGGAGCGGUCGUUGGGCUUCCUGGAGCAAAGCAUCCGAGCGAUCGAGAGCGACCGAACCAAGUACGCGCACAUCGAUCGCGUCGAACUGUCGGGGCGAAAGGCAUUCGUAUCUUCUACACGCCAUGAACUCAUGAGCAUCUCCGCAGAAGUGUCUUCCGACGCCGUCAAGACUCGCGUGCUCCGGGAUGAACGCAGGUUGUUGCGAACUUCGUCAUCAUCGCAACAGAGCGCCGCGUCGUCCCCCACCACGACCACCACGACCACCAUCGAUCGCAACGCGAUUCUCGUGGACGAAAAGGCGCGGCAGCAGCAAAUCGUGCAAGAUCAGGACGAGAACUUAGAUCAACUGCACACGACUGUGAGUCGACUGGGUCACGUCGCCGUGGACAUCAACGCGGAAAUCAAGACCCAAAACAGGUGCCUAACCACCACUAACACCACCACCAAUAUAACUGCGUGCUGAUGAUCAUGCCGUGAUCUCCUUGACCCGAUUGUGCUGCGUAGAAUGCUCGAAGAUAUGGAAAUGGACGUGGACGAUACCCAGGAACGAAUGAACUUUGUCAUGACGCGCAUGAGUCGGCUGCUGAAAACCAAAGACACUUGUCAACUCGGCGGCAUCCUCAUGCUCACAGGCGUGUUGAUUGUGCUCGUGUUCUUGGUCAUAUACACAUGAGAUUCCCAUCAUGUCCUACAGUAUCUACCACUUAACUAGUACAAAUGUGUCUCGUUCUCUUCACCACAAA